GUGGAGCCAAAGUCCCUGCCGGCGCUCGCCCGCCCGCCCGCCCGCUCGCCGUGUCCCGGAGCUAGUUCUCGUCUCCGCUCCCGUUCCUAUGCGGGCUGCGGCAGCGGCGCUCCUAGCAGCGCGGCCCCGGGCGGGCGGGUCCUUCGCGCAACAGGUCGCUUCCCAGGCAGCGCGCCCCCGGCUCCGCCAUGAGUUCAGAGCCGCCCCGCGCCUCGCUGCUCCGCGCCCUGUUUAAGAUGGAGCCGGCGGCAGCCGUCUCCGAAGUGCUGGGGGGAGCCUCGGAGUUCGUGAAAGAUCGGCUGUACUUUGCUACUUUACGAAGUAAACCGAAGAGCACCGUAAAUACCCACUACUUCUGUACCGAUGAGGAACUGGUCUAUGAAAAUUUCUAUGGAGAUUUUGGGCCUUUAAAUUUGGCAAUGUUAUACAGAUACUGCUGUAAACUAAAUAAGAAAUUGAAGUAUUUCAGUCUAUCAAGAAAGAAGAUAGUGUACUAUACCAGUUUUGAUCAGCGGAAACGAGCAAAUGCAGCAUUUUUAAUAGGUGCAUAUGCUGUAAUAUACUUGAAGAAAACACCAGAAGAAGCUUACAGAACACUUUUGUCUGGAUCUAAUCCACCAUAUCUUCCAUUUAGGGAUGCUUCAUUUGGGAACUGCACAUACAAUCUUACAAUCUUGGACUGUUUACAGGGAAUAAAUAAGGCCUUGCAGCAUGGAUUUUUUGACUUUAAGACAUUUGAUGUGGAUGAAUAUGAACACUAUGAGCGAGUGGAAAAUGGUGACUUCAACUGGAUUGUUCCAGGAAAAUUUUUGGCAUUUAGUGGACCACACCCAAAAAGCAAACUUGAAAAUGGUUAUCCUCUUCAUGCACCUGAAGCCUACUUUCCCUAUUUCAAGAAACAUAAUGUCACAUCAAUCAUAAGACUAAACAAAAAAAUUUAUGAGGCAAAGCGUUUUACUGAUGCUGGGUUUGAACAUUAUGACCUGUUCUUCAUAGAUGGAAGCACACCAAGCGACAGUAUAGUUCAGAGGUUCCUGAACAUCUGUGAAAAUGCUGAUGGUGCUAUUGCUGUACAUUGUAAAGCUGGUCUGGGGAGAACAGGAACACUGAUUGCCUGUUACAUAAUGAAGCACUAUAAGUUCACGCAUGCUGAAGCCAUUGCUUGGAUAAGAAUAUGUCGACCAGGCUCUAUUAUAGGACCCCAGCAACACUUCUUGGAAGAGAAGCAAGCAAUGUUAUGGCUGGAGGGAGAUCUCACCCGAUCAAAGCAGAAACAAGGAGUAGUUGAUGGAAACAUAAAUAGAGUUCUUUGUGGCUUGAAUGACAUUUCAAUCAGUGACAGCUUGAAUAAAGUGCAGGACUUGGAUCCAUACAGGGAGAAUGAUUUUGAAGACAAAGCAGGUGUGGAAGCUCAGAAUGGCAUGACACAGGGAGAUAAGCUUAAUGCCUUAAAAACUCGGAGACGGCCGUGUUCUGCUACAACUGGAGCUCUGAGGCUGCAAGACAUGAAACUGCACACCAGGUCAAUAUCACAACCUUUCAGACUGAAUACUUCAGGUAGCACCGAAGGAUCCAUGUCUCCUCUGAAGGCCUCCAAAGUGAUGGCAGUUAAUUCCCCAUCUGCAGAAAGAAUAAGCAGAAUUCCCACAUCCUCAGGCUCCAACCUUAAAAGCGUUUCCAUAAACUCCAGACUAGCCAGUUCUCUAGGGAACCUGUAUGCCGCUUCAGAUGAUGAUGAAAGCAAAAUGACAUCAUCGUUCUCUAGGACAGGUUUUUCUGUAAGCCAUAUCUCCAGCCACUUGAAUGGCAGCUUGCAGCUGCCUCACAGAAAUAACCAUGAACUGAACAACAAUUUAUACAACAGAAACAGCAGUAGCAGCAGCAACCUGAGCAGCCAAACCAGUUUUCACAGCGCCGUGACAGAUGAGUACGCUCGACCUUCCUUUAUGGGCCUUACAACUCCUCCAGCACGAUACCAGAGUCAGUCAAUUCCUUCCCUUCAGUCUGAGUAUGUUCAGUACUAAAGCCUUCCUGCUUUGGUGAAACCCGCUGAGCUCUUAAAAUCGAAGCCCUUCAUGAAAGAGAAGAACUUAAGGAAGUAAGCUGCUCGCUCAGAGGAGGAAUCUUCAAUAUAAGACAUAUUAAAACCUUAACACCAAGAGGAGACUUAACGGACAGUAAUUUCUUGUUAAUAACUACUGCAGAUGCACUGAUGUUGAAUUUAUGGAAAUUAUUACCCCAUGUUAUAUACAGAUUUAAAUUUUUAAUGUUGAGACAGCUUGAAUAUAUUUCUAAUGAAUUUCAUUAAGACAUUUAUUAACUUGUGUACAGUGUUAAAAUAUAUAUUAAGAGAAUAUUUUGGUAAGCAAUAUAUAUAAAAAUU
Messenger RNA from Tyto alba (common barn owl), 2383 nucleotides. It is a transcript of the gene CDC14A, whose product is annotated as cell division cycle 14A. Gene Ontology annotation, molecular function: protein tyrosine/serine/threonine phosphatase activity; protein serine/threonine phosphatase activity. Gene Ontology annotation, cellular component: spindle pole; centrosome; nucleolus. The record is from RefSeq and is a predicted model, not a curated record. Gene Ontology annotation, biological process: microtubule cytoskeleton organization; cilium assembly; positive regulation of cytokinesis. NCBI's taxonomy places the organism in Eukaryota, Metazoa, Chordata, Aves, Strigiformes, Tytonidae.